Molecule: messenger RNA, 1791 nt
Organism: Penicillium macrosclerotiorum
Lineage: Eukaryota; Fungi; Ascomycota; Eurotiomycetes; Eurotiales; Aspergillaceae
Product: dynamin family protein
Exons: 3
Coding region: 1-1791 (596 amino acids)
Cellular component (GO): membrane; cytoplasm; microtubule
Molecular function (GO): GTP binding; GTPase activity; microtubule binding
Source: RefSeq, a predicted model, not a curated record
AUGACCAAGGAAGUGAGCGUCGCCGCUUCUAAUGAGGCCUCGUUGGCCCUAGAGAAGACGGCACUAGGCACAGAUCUCAUAAAACGGCGUCUCAACCAGGUCGCCCAAGUUCGGGCCCGUGGCGUGGGUGAUCAUAUCUCCCUCCCACAGAUUGUAGUGUGCGGAGAUCAAUCAACUGGAAAGAGCUCGGUUUUGGAGGGCAUCACUGGAGUGCCAUUCCCACGCAAAGAUGGUUUGUGUACCAGAUUUGCCACGGAGAUUAUCCUUCGACAUGAGCCUGAUUCGGAAUAUUCGAUUAUCGCCUCUAUCAUCCCGCAUGCCUCUCAAGAUGAGGCAGCUGUUGCUAGACUCCAGAAUUACACUCGCAGACUGUCUGGAUAUGAGGAGCUUGCAGACGUCAUUGAGGAGGUCUCAAAGGAACUGGAUAUGCUGCGAAUUGAAGUCACUGGACCUACGGGUCUUCAUCUCACAAUUGUUGAUCUUCCUGGUUUGAUUGAGGGGUCCGAAGAUGAACAUGCUGUUCAGCUUGUUGGGAAUCUUGUCAAUAAAUAUCUCAAAGAAUUGCGCACCAUCAUUCUUGCAGUUCUCCCAGCAGGGAGUGACGUUGAAACCCAGCCAAUCAUCCGACGCGCAAGAUCUUUUGACCGAAAUGGGGAGCGAACCGUUGGAAUCAUCACGAAGCCCGAUCUCAUCAACCGUGGCACUGAAGAUCGAAUCGCAGCGUUGAUGCAAAAUCGGGGUCCAGUCAAGAUUGAUCUAGACUUUUUUCUCCUUAAAAAUCCAAGUCCGGAGCAGCUUGCCAGGGGGAUUUCCGCCGAAGAGCGCCAUACUGAAGAAGAGGAGUACUUCAAAAGCGCAGAGUGGAAAAAUCAGGGCCUGGAUCCCAGUCGGAUUGGCGCCAGAUCCUUGCGUUCCUAUUGCGAAAACCUUCUUGAGAGACAUCUUGAAAGGGAGUUGCCUAAAGUUCGAGAUGAGAUCACGAAGUUAGUGCAAGACUUUCGACGCGAGCUUGCAUUUCUGGGCGAGGAAAGAAGUACUGCCACGAGUCAGCGGCUAUGCCUUGCAAAGCUUAGCUCUGAAUUCUAUCAAAUUGUGCAUAAUGCAAGUUAUGGUCAUUACUAUGAUUAUGGUACUCAUUUCUUCGAUGCUAAUUCGAAGAAACGUGCGCACCAUCGACUACGUGCUUUGGUUCAUGAGCUCAACUCGGAUUUCGCAGAUUAUAUGCGGGGGUCGUCUCAUAAGCGCCAGAUCGAGGGAGAUCAGUCUGAAGUUCUCUCUGAUGAUGAUUUUGAGAAUCAUUUCCAUAAACUUCCACCUCCGGUGGAAGUAUCCUUGGAGGAAUUCAACCAGUGGAUCAUGACGGGCUAUAAAAGCACUCGAGGACUAGAGCUGCCCAGCAGUUAUAACCACAAUCUGUUGUCCCAUCUGUUUCAUGAACAAGCUAGUCGCUGGCCGAAAAUUGCGGACACCCAUGUCCGGCAUAUUCAUUUCCAUGUCGCAAAUUUUCUGACUGAUACGCUCGCCCAUGUGGUGAAAGAUGAAUAUCUGCGGUUCCAGCUGCAGAAAAGAAUACAAACCUCGUGCAAAACGAACCUACAAGAAGCACUGCACGAGUUGAGCAAAAUCUGCGCGGAUGAGGAAAUGCAGCCCAUCACGUACAAUCAUUACUUCACGGACAAUAUCCAAACAAUGCGACACAAUACGACAAAACAGGAUAUGAAGAAGGUUCUGGACAAAUUCAUGCCAUUGCAAGGUAGCUGGCAAGGGAACUGCACUUCUACGGACAUGUAA